Cornus florida is the source of this 1934-nucleotide messenger RNA. Its product is annotated as vacuolar protein sorting-associated protein 36. The coding region runs from base 174 to 1514 and encodes 446 amino acids. The record is from RefSeq and is a predicted model, not a curated record. Gene Ontology annotation, cellular component: late endosome membrane; ESCRT II complex. Gene Ontology annotation, biological process: protein transport to vacuole involved in ubiquitin-dependent protein catabolic process via the multivesicular body sorting pathway. Gene Ontology annotation, molecular function: ubiquitin binding; phosphatidylinositol-3-phosphate binding. Lineage: Eukaryota; Viridiplantae; Streptophyta; Magnoliopsida; Cornales; Cornaceae. The transcript is spliced from 9 exons.
GCAGUUCGUAAGAUAAAACACUCCACUUCUCAGCAGCGAAAGUCAAUAUCUAUAUAUUUUUUUCGAGAGGUAAAGAAAUAAAGUUUAGCGAAAGUCAAUAUAUUGCACUUCUACAGAAUCUACCAUUAACGAACUUCUCUCUCUCAUGACCUUUUAGUUCUUCCGGCGACUCAAUGUCCGGUGAAUGGCUGCCGGCGGCGGAACUCACCGGCAGUGGCCGGCCGGUGCUCAUCCCCGGCGAGGUCGAGUGCUCUCUCCUCUCCUCCGUCGACCUCGAGUGCGAAGAAAACCCUAGAUUCCCUCUAUUCAAAUCGGGCAUCCUGAUCCUCACCACCCACCGGCUUCUCUGGAUGCCCGACACAGCCGCCGCCAGCUCCGCCACUCCCGCCGCCGUCCCUCUCGCCACUGUUACCCACAUAUUCCCUACCAAGAGCAAGAAGUCCCUCAAGACGGUGUUCUCCAGCCCUAGGGUUCGGUUCCAAGUUGUGGCGACCCCCGAAGGAAGAGUCGACGAGAGGGGAUCGAAGUCGAUUGUGAUCACCCUCGUUCUGAGGGGGAAAUCGGAUCCGGAUUCGUUUUUGGGGAAAUUUUGGGAGGCGUGGAGGGGGAGAGCGUGGGAGGGUUCUGGGUCGGAGGGCCCGAGUGGAUCCGAAACGGGAAGAGGUGGGUUGUCUGACGGUGGAUCAUCCAGUGUUGCAAUCAGAAUGCCGGUGGUUGGGGUUUCGGGGAUACUGAGGAAGGAACAGGAAAUGUGGGAGAGUACUGAUAAAAGCUUGCAGGAUGCUUUUCAGGACUUGAAUGCUCUUAUGAGCAAGGCUAAAGAGAUGGUGAUGCUAGCCGAGAAAAUGAGGCAAAAACUUCUAUCAGGCUCAAAUAAUCAAUCCAAUGCAAGUAAUGAUGAGGAGAUGGGUUCCAAAGAAGAGAUGCAAGAUUGGUUAUUGAGCAUUGGUAUUGCAUCCCCAGUUACGAAGGAGUCUGCUGGUGCUUUGUAUCACCAACAGUUGUCCCGUCAGUUGGCAGAUUUUGUCAAAAUCCCACUACAGAGAGCUGGAGGGAUGCUCAACCUUAUAGAUAUUUAUUGUCUCUUCAAUCGCGCCCGUGGCACAGAAUUGGUCUCACCUGAUGAUUUGCUGCGAGCAUGUUCUCUUUGGGAGAAGUUUGAUGUUCCUGUAAUGCUUCGAAAGUUUGAUAGUGGUGUCAUGGUCAUCCAGAAUAAGUCCCACAGUGACGAGGAGGUUUUUGCUAAAAUCAAAGUCCUUGCACUAAAGCCUGAAACCCUUCGAACUGGGAUCAGUGCCAGUGAUGCUGCAAUGACGCUAGGGAUUGCUCCAACUAUGGCAAAGGAGCAUCUUCUUACCGCUGAGAGCAAAGGUUUACUGUGCAGAGAUGUGAGCCCUGAUGGAUUUCGUUUUUACAUCAAUCUGUUUCAAGAAAUUGAUUCAGCAAGCAUAUACCUAGUGAAAGAUCAUGGGAUCUAUGCAGCAUGGAUCAGUUCUUCAUCUGUUUCUAGGUAAAUUGGAGAAAGCAAUGUAAGACAUUGUCCCGAACGAUAAACUGGACGAGAAGGAAUUAUGCACAGGUAUAUGCUGCAUCAGAAAUCACUCGCAAUUACCGGAAUAUGUGGCAGGGAUAGCAGAGGGACCUUUCUCAUGUGUUUGUUCAUUGUAACAUAGAAAUGAGUUGAGAUCAUUUAUAGAAUUGAUAAAUGGGAACCCCAAGUCUCCAUUACUAAAGUUGAUUUGGGGAAAAAGAAAUCAGUUUUUCUUUUUCCCUUCCAUUUUUGUGUAAUUUAUCAAAUGAAGGAACAACGCAGGCCCUUCUUAAUGAUGGUUCAUUUUUUUCUCAUUGUAUACGAGGUUGUAAAAAAACAGUGAAUUGUUCAAGUUCUGGUAAUAAAAUUAAGGGUAAAUUACACAAACACCCUUUGAGGUUAA